Molecule: messenger RNA, 1065 nt
Organism: Exophiala spinifera
Lineage: Eukaryota; Fungi; Ascomycota; Eurotiomycetes; Chaetothyriales; Herpotrichiellaceae
Exons: 2
Coding region: 1-1065 (354 amino acids)
Molecular function (GO): oxidoreductase activity, acting on the CH-CH group of donors, NAD or NADP as acceptor
Source: RefSeq, a predicted model, not a curated record
AUGGUUCGAAACAAAGCCUUCAUCUACAAGGCCGUCCCCAAUGGCUGGCCUGUACCUGGCCAGGACCUAGCAGUCGAGGACAUUGGCUUUGACGAGAAUGCCGUGCCUCCCAAGGGCGGGUUCACGACAAAGAACCUCUACGCCUCGUUCGACCCCAGCCAGAGGAGGCGCAUGCGGGAUCCGUCUCUCAAGUCUUACUCUCCAGCCCUGAGUACAGGCAAGCCCGUUAUUUCUGUUAGUGUUCUUGGCCGAGUUCUGAAGAGCAACAAUUCCACGAUUAAGGAAGGCAGCAUGGUAUUGAUGACAGAUCACUAUAUCGAAUCUUAUUCCGCGGUUGAGGAAUCCGUUGUCGCCUGUGGCAGGAUCAAGAUCAUUGAAGAGAAACCUGCCGUGCCCUUGACUGCCUAUCUGAAUCUUCUGGGCAUAACGGGCAUGACCGCGUACGGCUCGCUCCACGAGAUCGGCACACCUAAGAAAGGCGAUACUAUCCUCAUCAGCGCCGCUGCUGGCGCCGUCGGCCAGGCUGUAGGUCAGAUAGCUCUGCGAGAAGGUCUAAAUGUCAUAGGUUCCGUUGGUAGCGACAACAAACUCAACUUCAUUCUUAAGGAUCUAGGCUUUACGUCGGGCUUUAACUACAAGACUGAAGACCUACACAAGGCGCUCACCCGGCUUGCCCCGAACGGUAUUGACAUCUACUACGACAACGUGGGCGGCGAGCUUCUUGACAUCGCGAUUACGCACAUGAACAACUUCGGACGAAUCAUCGCAUGCGGCUCGAUCUCGACGUACAAUAGCAAGUCGAUUGCCGAUGAUUACGGCCUCAAGAACUACUCCCAGGUCGUGCGCCGCCGCCUUCGCUGGCAGGGCUUUCUAGUCCAUGAUGACAACAUUAUGCAGUGGGCCAGGGAGCGUGAUGAGAAUGUUAGCAAGUGGAUUGUCGACGGGAGCUUCAAGACCGUCGAUUAUAUUACUGACGGGAUCGACCAUGCUGUCGACGGUUUCUUGGGCAUGCUUAAGGGUGAGAAUCUGGGCAAAAGUAUUCUGAAGAUUCCCGGUCCAGAGUAA